AUGCCAAACCAAUUCGCCCAAAAGAUCCUCAACAAGCUCGGCGUGAAUGAGCACCACCAGAGCCAGGGCGACGCCCAGCAGGCUGGCGGCCCUGGAUCCCAUGGCGGCGGUGACGGGCCUGGCCACGUUGCGCCCUGCCACAUUGCCGAGGAGACGCACAUCCUCAGUCCGCACGGCGGUACCUACCCCCGUCUCUGCCGUCUAUCUGACGGCAGCGUGCUGUGCGCCUCGACGCGGUUCGAGGGACCAACUCACGUGUUGCACGUGGCCCGCAGCCUCGAUAAUGGCCGGUCAUUCCAGUCUUGGGGUGAGGUCUCGCGCGGCGACGGCGACUGUGACAAUCUGUUCCUCUGCGAGGUAGGAAACGGUCCCGAGGGCCCCGUGGUGCUGGGCGCCUUUCGCAACCAUGACCUAGGCCCGGACCGCAAGCCCACGCACUUUCGCAUCACCGUGUGCCGCUCGAAUGAUGGUGGCCGGACAUGGCACUUUCUGAACCAGGCAGUAGAGCACUCGGCCGCUCAGUCCAAUGGCAUGGGCCUCUGGGAACCCUUCAUCCGUAUGGGUCCUCACGGACAGGUGGAGCUGACGUACUCGGCCGAGCUAGCCGGCGACAACCAGGAGACAUUCCGGGUAGUGAGUCGCGACGGCGGUCAGACAUGGUCAGCGCCUCAGUGUCUGACCUGCCACUCGCCCGACGAGAGAUUGCGAGACGGUAUGCAGGGCAUCGUCUUGGUCCAGGACGCGGCCACGGGUCACAACGCCCUUGUACUCGUCUGUGAGACGACCCGUCACGGCACCUUUAGCGUCGAAUACGCCGUCAGCUACGACGAGGGCGCCACCUGGGGCCACCGCGGUGUGGUGUACUGCCCGCCUUGGGGCCGAAACGCGGGAGCGCCGCAGAUUGCCAGAUUCGGCAAUGGGGCGCUGGCAACAGUCUUCAUGACGGACGAGGACGCCUCCGAGUCGGACUGGCCCAAGCAUGCGUCCGUCAAGGCCGUCGUCGCCAGCGGACUCCGAAAUGGCAAGAUUGACUGGAGUAGACCGAUGCAGGUCAGCCCGCCAAACAGCUCAUGGCCUGGAGUGUUGGAGGUCGCGCCUGGACAAGUAAUGGCUGCAUAUGAGCAUGAUGGAAAGCCAGUAGGCAGACUUCUUAAUUUGCAGUGA
Messenger RNA from Pestalotiopsis fici W106-1, 1164 nucleotides. RefSeq lists its product as uncharacterized. The transcript has a single exon. Bases 1 to 1164 code for a protein of 387 amino acids. Lineage: Eukaryota; Fungi; Ascomycota; Sordariomycetes; Amphisphaeriales; Sporocadaceae. The record is from RefSeq and is a predicted model, not a curated record.